Motacilla alba alba is the source of this 5302-nucleotide messenger RNA. RefSeq names its product goosecoid homeobox 2 (gene GSC2). Gene Ontology annotation, biological process: regulation of transcription by RNA polymerase II. NCBI's taxonomy places the organism in Eukaryota, Metazoa, Chordata, Aves, Passeriformes, Motacillidae. Gene Ontology annotation, cellular component: nucleus. Gene Ontology annotation, molecular function: RNA polymerase II cis-regulatory region sequence-specific DNA binding; DNA-binding transcription factor activity, RNA polymerase II-specific. The transcript is spliced from 3 exons. The coding region runs from base 4041 to 4691 and encodes 216 amino acids. The record is from RefSeq and is a predicted model, not a curated record.
CUUCCUUCCUUGGCCCCGGCCGGGACGCGCGCUUCUUCCUUCCUUCUUGGCCCCGGACGGGACCCGCACUCCUUCCUUCCUUCCUCCCUUGGCCCCGGCCGGGACCCGCGCUCCUUCCUUCCUCCCUUCCUUCGCCCCGGCCGGCACCCGCGCUCCCUCCGUCCUUCCUUCCUUCCUUAGCCCCGGCCGGCACCCACGGUCCCUCCUUCCUUCGCCCCGACUGGGACCCGCGCCGGCUGCAGGGCUGGAGUUAAAAAACAUCAUCAUCUCGAGCUGUUUCCGUAGUCGGGGAAAAGCGAGACAACCCAGAAGUUCCGAAAACCGGGUGCUGCCUGCCGAGCACAGAGGGAUUUGGGCAGCAUGAGGCAGUGUAAGAUCUCUGAAAAGUCAAUUGGAAUGCUUCAGGGUGAAGCAGUUGUCUGAUUCCAUCGUGGUUCGUUGCAGAAGAGGGGGUUUGGUACCCACGGUCCUUCUGCUCCACCACGGACACCAUCUCUGGUAGCCAGCACCACUAUUGGUAGCAUCCCUACUACCAGUGUCACUAAUAGCACUACUACCCAGUGGAGAGAUUCUUCCUGUGGAGUGAAAUGGCCUUUGGGGAGAGAGACAGGUUUAUUGUAAUUAUCAUCAAAUCAAAAUGAGUUUAUUAGAGCCCUUAAUGUUAGUUGGCACAGGGUUGAACGAUUUUAAUUGGCACGAUUUUAAGAUCAUCUUUGAAGGCCCCUUUCAAUCCAAGCCAACCAAUGAUUUUACAGCUUCUGGAUUUUUAUUAAACAUACUUUUAACACCUGACUAACACAUCCCACUGAAUUUCAGCUACACAGAAAAUGCUUCUUGUUUUUGAUCUUGAAGGAUUGUUUUUACCCUGGGUUCUUUCUCACAGUGGCUCUGGAGUGAGUGAUGAGCAUCCUUUGCUUGGAUGAGUCGUGGCACGGGCAGCCCAGGAAAACACAGCUGGCAUGCACCAGUGGCUCCACUGGGUGGCCAGGAAGGCACUGAGAUGUGGAUCCCGGGCUGAGCACUUCCCUUGGGGAUGGAAAGUCCCCAGACUCUAGUUUUUGGCAACAUUUGUCAGCAGCCUCCAUCUCUGUUCUGCUUUAGAAAUCAGCCUGGAAGCCCAAAUGCAGCCAGGGGUCCCGAUUUGCCCUGACUGCUGUCAAUAUCGAUGAGUGAAAGAGCCCAGGAUUUGUCCCAGUAAGGCAGAGGAGUGCAGCAGGAUGGUCACAUCCCUUAGAUCUGAUCCUUCAUUUCCUCAGCAUCACAGCCACCCCACACUGGUGAUAGGGAGUGGGGAGAAGCACUGCCAAAGGAGAGCUCCCACAGGUGCCAGCACAAAGGCAGGGGCAAGGCAGAGGAGGCUGCUGCCAUGCUGCAGGGUUUCCAGUGUUCCUGUUCCCAUCCCCUUGUGCUGCCUGCAGAAGGGAGGGGCAGAGGAGGGAAAGGGGGAUUUUUUCUUGUUUCACCAUAGGAAGGAUUUUCAAACCCUAUAAAUUCACUUUUGACAAGUGAACAACUAAAGCAGAUUAACCUUUUUGCUAAUCCUCUAUAAUAGCUUUGGAAUCUCCUUAACCAAUAAGAAAAUUAUAAGAACCUGUUUCUUUUCAUUUUAUCUAUAUCUAUAUUGUCCUCUCUUGUCUGCUUUUUUUUUCUUUCUUGUUUUAUUUUCCUUUCCUUUUCUAAUAUGAAAUAGCCCAGCGAUCCUAUCUCCCCGAGGCUCAGUAAACAGUACAUCAGAAAUCCCUUUCCUUUAUUCCUCUCUGGUAACAGGGUGCAGAGAAGUGUCUGCCGAUUGGGAUUUGAUUACCAGCAGCUAUCAAAAGUCUCUUUGUACAAUCUGGGUCCUAAAUCCCAUAAUUCUUUGAUAAAAGAAGCAUUACCAGUCCAUUUUUCUGUAGUGAAAGGUAUGGGAGGAAUGAAAGAAAGCAAUCAGCAGAGAUCCUAAUAGGCUAAGUGCAUGUGUGGUGGGAAGGCAGGGCUGGGACAGGAUGCCCAGGGAAAGGCAUCCUUUGUUAAGGAUGGGGAAGGAGAAUUAAUAAUCCUCUUCAGGCAUCUGAACAGAGCUGGCCAGAUCCUGCACCUGCCCGUGGCACGUCCCAGCUCACUGGUCCUAUGGCCCCUCUGGACCAGCACAGAGUGAGAAGCAGAACCUGGCCCCACAUCCACCCCCUUGUGUCAGUGUUUGGGUACAUACAUAAAAGCUGGGAGCAAUUUCAGUGAUCUCUGGAAUUAGGGCAUCCCCAGGGCCUCUCUGGAGCACCAACACCUUGGCAGGGCAGACUGAGCAGCUACAAAGGUGUCUUCCUCCCAAAAGGUAAAGAUUUGCAGAGCUCAGUUAUAAUCCAAGUUACACCACUGGAACAGCUGAAGGAGAGGCAAAGAAAGAGAUGGAAGGAAAAGCAGCAGUUUGAUUUGAAGUGAGUCACAAGUAGAACAGCUACGGGGCAUCUCUUCCCAGCACUGAAGGACCUGCAAGCGAGGGAGGGCAGGCAGUGAGCAGGGAUGAGGGGAGAAGAGGGGAGCCAAGAGAGGCUCUCCUGGAGACUGGCUGUAAGGUUUGUAGGAGGAUGCUGGAGGCGCUGCCGGGCUGUCCAGCACGAGGAUCUUUGGUGUGCAGGGCUUUCACAGCACCCACCUGUGUGUCUCCUUGGUGUGUACCAUGAGUGGGACUGCAAGGAAGCACCAGGUGUGAGUGCUCCUCUCGGGAGCUCCUGAGGCCUCACCUUGGCUUAAACUGCACCGGGGGCAAGGGAACUUGGGUUUAAACUUUGCUAAGCAACCUGAUCUCAAGCACACCUUCUCUAUUCUAUCCUCAGCUACUCAGUCAGUUCAAAACACAGGAUCCAAGAUGUUCUCUCUCCUCCUGUGGAUCGCAGCUGCCAGGCCUUGCUGUUUGCCCUUGGGAGGGGCAGAGCCAGGCUUCCCUUCCUGUCUUGGCCAUGGUCUCUCCCCAGUUUCUUUGCUUGGCAGGAGCUGGGGAUUGAACUGCCUUUGGGAAAGUUGGCUGUGGGACACACUCCGACCUGAAUGGCUGUGGGACCUCACUGAGAGCACACAGAGGCACCAGCAGCAACAAUCCUCCCCUUCCCUUCUUCUCACAGAGCACGGCUCAGCUCCAUGGGAGGCUGAGCUACAUGCCACUAAGCUGCAGUGCAGAGCUGCUGCAAGCAGCUCGUAAUCUAAUUUAUUAAGGGCUUUGAAUCCUUGCAAAGAGUAUGUUGGAUACAUGCAAAGCAUCUGCAUUAUUACAGUGAUUAGGGCAACAGAGAUGGAGGAAAGGGGAAGGAGGGAAAAUACAAUUUCUCUGCUUUCAGCAGAAAAUAAAUCAACUUUCACAGAGAAUUCUGGCAAAGCCAAAGGCUGUGCUGUCAUUAAAAAUGAUUUUUUUUAUUAAGCUGAACUCUCUCUUCUCUCAUAUUGUAUGAUAUGACAGCUCUCUUUUGAUGGGAAAGCUUUCAUUUGGCCAGAGAAAGGGAUAAUUUGCUUCUUUUAAGGAGUUAAUCCUCUGGUCCAUUUCCGGGCUGGGAACAGCUAUCCUCCCCCUUCUCUGGAUAGGAGGCUGCAGCACAAUGGAGAUCAUAACCACCUCAAAUCUACACCCGAGAUGGAGAAAUCAGAUUUCCUUCUCCAGUCAUUUUUGUGGGAUUAGCUAAAUCUUAGAUCCACACUAACCCUUCACAAAGCUGCCAAGAUUAGUUAGAAUUUAUUUUAUUUGCAGGGGGGUUUACGGUUUUCUUUCCAAAGGGAUUAUAUCUCUCUCCCUCUAUAUAUAUAUGUAUUUAGAGUGGCUUCAGUCAUAACACAGCUAGGUCAGAGGGAGGAAAAGAGUGUGUGUGUAUAAAAUAAAAACUCAGCUGCAAGAAUGACAGUCACUUGAAACACCAAGACAAAGCCAUGGUUCUGGAUGGCUUUGCCAGUCCAUUUUAAAAACCGCAUGAGCUGUCCUUUCCCUAGCAAAACCCUACUAGGGAGCCAGAGAAGGGAAAGCAAAGCCCCCCAGCUGGGCUGCCUGUGUCCCCAGCUGCUGCUGCUGCUGGCACAGGAUGUCUGCAGAGCCGGCGCCGGGCGCCGAGGCCAGCAGGAGAGGCCUGAAGAAGCCACGUUCGUUCAGCAUCGAGGACAUCCUCUCCAGCCCCGCGCAGAAGAGCCCCCAGGUCUUGGUGCCACUGUGCCUACGGAGCAUCUUGGACUGCACACCCCAGAGGCUCUGUGAGCUGGAGACCAUCCCAGCCAGCUCCCUGCAGGAGGAGGAAGAGGAGGAAGAGCUGGAAGGAGCAGGCUGCAGCUGCUGCUGCUGUUCUCACUCAAGUGCCCGUUCUCUGCAGGACCUGCCGGCUUGGCUGGAUGCCCGGCUCCCCUGGCCCAUGCGGCUCCUCCGGCCAGCGCUCAGGGUCUGUAGGAGCUCCCAGGAGAAGCCCAGCGAGCUGCAGAGCCUGCAGCAGAUGCAGCGCCGCACGCGCCGGCACCGCACCAUCUUCACCGAGGAGCAGCUGCAGGCGCUGGAGACACUGUUCCACCAGAACCAGUACCCGGACGUGGUCACCCGCGAGCACCUGGCAAACCGCAUCCACCUGAAGGAGGAGCGGGUGGAGGUUUGGUUUAAAAAUCGUCGGGCGAAGUGGCGGCAUCAGAAGAGGGCGACUGCCUCAGCACUGACCCCCCAGGCCAAGCAGCCCCCCGAGGAGAGCUGUUAGUGCCCACAGGCUGCAGAGAGCACCAAGCACCCCCUGCCCGUCGCUGACCGGCUCGGGGGGAACCCGAGGGGGCUAAUGCAGCAAAAGGGAACCUCUGUGGUUCACACAGCAGCGGGACAGGUACAAGCAGACAUGGCAGCGUCACAUGCCUCUUCCAAACCUAGUUCCCAUGGCAAAUGACUGCGCAGGCAGGAUGCGCAGGGGACAGAGCUGUACCGCUGUUGUGUGUGCUUUAAGAGAAGGAGAAACUCCCCUUCUUGUCUUUGCUCUGUGCACGUUGCAUUUGUGCUUGUUUUAUUGAUGUAGAUUUGCAAAAUAUCCCGCAAAUGAAUGUUUCCUGUUUGCAGCACCUCAGUGGCAUCUAGAGUUGCUUUAGGGGUGGAACUUGCCGGACAAGCGAUUUGUUUCAUAACAAAGAAACGCGGGUUUCUCCCCACAGCCCUGGGGAGAGAUGAUGAACGUGCUGUGGUGAGGGGGCUGGCCCAGGCAGCGCUCGCCUUCACCCCUGCUGCCGGCCAGUGGCUGGCACAGGAGCCGCGUCCGAGUUCCCGGGGGGGCCGAGGAGAAACCCCGCCCGGGCAGCCAGCCGGGGUCCCGCUCCCGCAGCCCGG